Molecule: messenger RNA, 576 nt
Organism: Gongylonema pulchrum
Lineage: Eukaryota; Metazoa; Nematoda; Chromadorea; Rhabditida; Gongylonematidae
Source: the annotation of a GenBank genome assembly
CUGUACAUUUUCAGCUCACCGCCUUACUACGAACUCAGCGGUCCGUCGUUGUUGGAAUCUCAAAAACUGAAUAUCAAACAUGCACUAAACGAAUUGUAUGGCAAUAACAUUGGACAACCGGUGUUGUACGAGUGGAUUGCGCACGUGAAGAGUUAUCUGGCUGAAUGCGCCGAAUCCAGUUCCAGGGAGCCAAAAAGGCCGAAUGAGGGAGCAUGCGUUGUUGCCAUCCCCGAUACUGCACUAUUGACUACUGAUCGACUUGUACGCCUUCCAACCAUUAUCAGCAGCAAUACGAUAUUGGACCGGAGAAGCACUUUCCAGGCACAUGUUGCUGAGGUUUUCAGCAAGGAAGAGGUAAGCUGUCUGUCUUAUCUUCAAGAACAGGUAAUUCUGGCACUGAACAAACUGAAAGAAAAUAACAAAAUCGCUCGAGCAACGCAUAACAUAUACGCCUGGUUGACCGAGGAAUUCGUCAAAGGUCGAUGGAUCAGACAGCACGAUUGCGAUGUAAUUUUUCGUUUUUUUCAUGGGGGUUUUUUUUUUUUUCUUUUUGAAACUACCUUUAUGAAGUUUUGA